Messenger RNA from Cornus florida, 1810 nucleotides. Its product is annotated as transmembrane 9 superfamily member 2-like. The record is from RefSeq and is a predicted model, not a curated record. Bases 1 to 1767 code for a protein of 588 amino acids. NCBI's taxonomy places the organism in Eukaryota, Viridiplantae, Streptophyta, Magnoliopsida, Cornales, Cornaceae. The transcript has 7 exons. Gene Ontology annotation, biological process: protein localization to membrane. Gene Ontology annotation, cellular component: membrane.
AUGGAUCGAAUUUCUGCAGUGAGUUUGUGUGUUCUGCUUUUCACAGCUCUGUUAAUCUCAGUUCGAUCAGUGAGACAUUUGCCAGACAAGAAUCGCAGCGAAGUUACUGAAGACGUAGACGUCACAGAUCCAGUACCAGUAUUUGCAAACAAGGUUUUCUCUGAUGAAGAUCCAUGUGUUACAAUCCCAUACUCUGAGCUGCCAUUCUGUCCUCCAGGAAGUCCAAUAAAAAAUCGGAAGAAAUCCUUGGAAGAAAUUCUGGAGGGUGACUGCUUCACCAACACUCGAUAUGAGCUGAAUUUUAAAAUUGAUAAACAUGAAGAAACUGUGUGUGAGAAGAACUUGACAAAAGAUGAAAUUGCAAAGUUUAGGUAUGCUGUCAAAAACGUGUUGAGCUAUCACAUGUACUAUAACGGCAUCCAGUUGGAAAGUGAUGUAGGCUAUAUUGGAGAAAAUUUGAAUUUUCUUUUCAAACACAUCACCUUCGAGGUCUUUCACAUCGGAAACCAAAUUCAGGACAUCCAAAUUGUGACUGACUUCCAUUCCCGUUCAUCCGCUGGUCUACCUGAAGGUAAUGAUGGCAAGAAUGUUAAGUUCACAUAUUCUGUAUUCUGGAAGAACCUAGGAGAUAUUGAUGAUUUCUUGAAUACAACCUCAACGGAUGCACGGCAUUCCAGAUACUCAGUCCUAUAUUUUGGAUCAUUCAUUGCUUUCUGUAUUCUGUAUUCUGUGAUGGUUUUUUCGGUGAUUGCAUUUCACAUCGUGGAUUAUUUCAACUGGUAUUUCAAUCCAGAUGUAAGAGAAGCCAGAAGGUAUGCGAGGCAAAUCCAUGGUGAGGCAUGCAGGUGUCCUCCAUACUCCUCUUUACUCGGUGCUACCCUGGGCAUUGGCACUCAGCAAUUGAUUCUAUUUUGCGCCCUAUUUGUACUGGUCUAUAAAGGGUAUAUACUUCUAUGCAGUAAGACUGCUUUGCUUGCUUAUCUUCUUGUCAUAUAUUGGCUUACAUCUGCGGUUUCUGGGUACAUUGCAACUUCAUUUUACAGUCGAUAUACUGCAGCUGGAUGGAAAGAAUGUGUUUUCCAAACUGGGACUCUGUACCUUGUGCCAGCCUCGCUAACAUUUCUAAUAGUAAAUGAUAGGAUCUCCUUAUCAGAUCUGGCUGGAUCUAAUUACACCGCAUUGUUGAUGCUUUUCUCUUGGGGAGUAGGCACAUUCACAUUUGUAAGUGUGGGGGGCAUGAUGGGACAUACUUUUAGAGCUACACUUCAACCACGUUGUGGUACCAGCGAAAUUCCAAGGGUGGUUAAUCCUCAACUGUUUUGGUACACAAAGGCACCUGCUCAAGUGUUUUUGGGGGGGCUUUUACCUUUCCUUACAAUCUUCUGGGGAAUGGACGACAUAUAUGCAAGCCUGUGGAACCAUAAAGUCUGUGGCGCAUUCAGCACUCUGCUUACGCACUUCAUUGUGAUCAUCGUAAUGACUGUUGUUGUGGCUAUGUGUUCUACAUAUAUUCGACUCGGCCAGCAAUAUCAACAAUGGGCAUGGAGAUCUGUGUUUCGGGGUGGAUCAGCUGCCAUCUUCAUGUAUGCUUACUGCAUCUACUUCCACGUGAGAGCAAAUAAGAUUAAACCCAUGGAGCUGCUCUACUUUCUGGGAUGUAAUGCUUGCAUAUUCCAUGCUUUGUUUCUGGUACUUGGAACUAUUAGCUUUCAUGCUUCUCAAUAUGUUUUUCGCCGCAUGCACCGAGGAGUCCUCAGGGCCGAGUGACUCUCUCUAUUAUGUGGACACCAGCUAUUGUCUCUCCUAUACA